Epinephelus fuscoguttatus (brown-marbled grouper) is the source of this 7577-nucleotide messenger RNA. It is a transcript of the gene tmem170b, whose product is annotated as transmembrane protein 170B. Gene Ontology annotation, cellular component: plasma membrane. The transcript has 3 exons. Gene Ontology annotation, biological process: negative regulation of canonical Wnt signaling pathway. Bases 272 to 754 code for a protein of 160 amino acids. Lineage: Eukaryota; Metazoa; Chordata; Actinopteri; Perciformes; Serranidae. The record is from RefSeq and is a predicted model, not a curated record.
CCGAGCAGGCGACUGGCCCUUUAAGGGUUAUGUAGCCGGGCUGGCCGAUGUAGGACGAGCCGACCGUGCGUCUGCCUGCCUGCGCUCCCGCUGCCAUCCCCAUCAUGGCCUCCACACAGCCGCCACCGACACCACCGAGGAUGAACCGACCAGCCAGCGGCCCUUCUCUUCCCGGAGCGGAGACGGACGUCAAGCCGAAGCAGAGGCACCGGUAGAGGCGAGCCGCGCCGGGGAGAGCCGCCUCACAUCCCAUGCCACCCCGGUCUCCUCCAUGCCUUCGUCUAAAGCCAAGUACAGCUAUUCGAUAAAGAGGGGUGCGAACCCGGGCGGCGGCGGCGGCGGCAGCGGCGGCGGCAGAAACAUGACAACGAACAGGGAUUAUUCUGUUAAUCUGUCGGUGCAGCAAGUGCUGAGCCUUUGGGUGCAGGGCACGACGCUGCAGCACUUCACAGAGAUGUGGUACUGGGUGUUCCUGUGGUGUCUCUUCUCCUCGCUCUUCGUCCACGGGGCGGUGGGGCUGCUCAUGUUGGUCAUGCUGCAGCGCCACAAGAGGGGCCGCCUCAUCACCCUGGUGCUCGUCAGCGUGGGUUUCCUGGCCUCCCUCUCCGGAGGCGUCAUCACCAGCGCGGCAGUGGCGGGGGUGUACCGCGUGGCAGGGAAGGACAUGGCACCACUGGAGGCUCUGGUGUUCGGCGUGGGCCAGACCACCCUCUCCGUCAUCAUCUCCUUCUCACGCAUCCUCGCCACUCUGUGAGGCGAAACCCCCUCGACAUGUUGAAGCACAGACGCUGAGACGAGAGCGAACGACUCGAGCCAAUCAGAGACUUUAAGGUGGCUGGGUUUGUAGAUGGAGAGGAGGCAGAAAUGCUCUGGACCUUAGGGGCUGGAUGAAGGAGAGAGUGCCCCCGGUGUCUCUGCUCUGUUACUGCCACAACCACAGAGGGAACUCAAAGCAGGCCAGUUGUCUCCGUGUCAGAGAGCAGCACCAGGUGGAGACGGCGCCAUCCUCAGCUUCUGGACUUGAAAGCCAUGUUUUCGGGUGUUUCCAGAGUUCCAUCACUUCUUUGUGCCAACAGCCUUCUCUGGGACAUCCAGAUGCCUUUAUGGCCACUGACUCUCGAAGGCUUUCUGUUGCACUUGUGGGGAAAGAAAUCCUCUUUUUUAAAAAACAGCAGAGUGACGACCUGUAACGAUCAUCUGAUGAUCUCUUUCGGAGAUCAGAGUGAGAACAAAAGUUGAGCAAUGAGUGGUGUUUGAGGGAGUGACAGCCCAACAGUGUUCAUCAGCAGAAACACAGUUAUUCGUCAGUAUUAAAAUCAGCCUCACCUCCAGGUCUUCACAACGUUCAAGUUCAGAUUAUCAUGAUCAUUCCUUUCCUUAAAUGGUUUGAAAGCUGCUCCAUCAAACUCACAAGCGAGAUGCAACUUUGAAUUUUGCACUUUGUAAAUGUUUGAAACGCUCUUUGCCGUAGGAGGUGUGGAAUCGGUAGACGAGCAGGAGAAAACCAGCAUUGGCGCUUUGUUUGGUUUGAAAUAUUGAUUCAUUGUGUGCCAACGAGAACAUCCGAUUGAUCCUAAGGAAUAUUUAGACUCAGUGGGAUAUAUGCUUGUUUUACUUUCUUGCUGAGAGUUAGACAAGGAGUCAAGUCUGUACAAUAGAUACCUGCAUGUCUUUGGACUGUGGGAGGAAGCUGGAGUACCUAGAGAAAAUCCACGCUGACACGGGGAGAACAUGCAAACUCCGCACAAAGGUGUCCCUCCUGGGAUCGAACCAGGAACCUUCUUGCUGUAAGGUGACAGUGCUAACCGCCAUACCACCGUGCCACCAGUAAUCAUGUUCAUCCUAAAUAUAAGUAAUGAUAACAGUGUUUUAUCUUUAACCAAACUAUCAACCAGUACUAAUUCAAACAAUAAAAAUAAACACUGUGUUUAUUGUUGCUGCAGUAAAUCUUAGCCCAUGCACGUGUUGAUAUAAGUGAAGCAGUUUCCCAGAGGGCCCAUUCACUGGACCUGUUCAGGGGUCCAGACAUUUCUGUGGGUGGGCCUGGCGUAUAUUAUUUUUUACACAAAGCGACACGACACAGUGGACUCCCUGGUCGCUUAAACAUAAAUCCCUGUCAGCUCUUUUUGUUUUUUUUUAACCGGCAUUUGUUUUUGUGGAUUCAUGGAUUGACAGCGUUGCGUACUUCCGAACGUUCUCAUCCUAGAGGGUGAAAAAUGAUUUGGGCUUCAGUUGGCGGUUGCGUUCUGUAAUCUUUAGUCUCAUAUGACAACAGGUGUCUUAUUGGCACAAUAGUACUGAUAUAAUGUUGCAGUCACAGCUGUGAUUAUGGAGCAUUUUACAACGGCCUUUGAAUGCAACCCAGACAAUCGGAAUCGGGGACCGUGUUUUGUUGCCUUUGUACAGAGUCAGGCUAGCAGUUUCCAGUCUUUACGCUAAGCUAGGCUAACUAUCUCCUGGUUCCAGCUCCGUAUUUACCGUACAGACCUGAGAAUGGUGUUGGUUUGCUCAUCUACUCAGCAAGAAAGCUAAUAAGCGUACUUCCCAGAACAACGAAGUAUUCCUUUUACGCAGAUAGAGAAGGGCCUGGAAGCACCCUUGAGCAGAUAUGAUUUUAGGUCUAGUUAGAGAGAGAUCCAUAUCAGGUUCCCUCUUAUUCAGGUUUUAGAAAGGAUGUAUUGGUAUUAAAAAGGGUUGUUUUGCUGCUUGAGAGUCACAUUUUCAAACUAUUUGGUGUCUGUCCUGGUGCAGAUUUUCUGUGGUAACGAUGGAAUCCACUGCUACAGUGUAAACCCCCCUGUGGAAAGCCAUCCCUCCCUGGAGAAGGACGAUUCUGCUGCUCAGACGGCCAUUUUUUCAAUGGCUCCCUCUUUUCUUUGUUUUGCUUAUUAACCCAUGUUCCUUAAGUUUAACUUUGCAUAUUGCACUGAAAUAUACCUGCCUUGUUUUUAGCACAGUGUGCGAUGAUACUACUCUGGUGUGACCCGACCCAGUAAUCACAGUUAUUACACACAGGAAUCAGUGAUAACACACACUGAUGAUCUUGUUUAGGUGAAGCAAAGAAUGUGCUUGAAGCUACUGUAUUAAGUCAAACUGGAUUUAUUGUGCUGAUGCAUUAGUUUUUCACUGAGUAGAGAAAGAUACAUUGAUUUUAUUUAAGUUUAAUGCUCAUUGCUUGGCCUAUUAGUCCUCCCAGAAUUCAAACUAAUUCUCUUGUGUGCAGCAGGGUGAGAGGAGUAAGGUUGUAAUGCCAAAGUAUCGCUCAUGUUCUAGCUUGAUUUACCAUUGUUGUGUCAUUAAUUGAUAUCACAGCCACGAUUUAUAGUUGUUUUAGUUUUAGAAACAUUUGCACAUUGGCUCGACCCCCAGACAUGUGGUUCAACGUCAUCCAACAACAGUUUAUAUGAAUUUGAAGGAAAGGAAAAGACUUUUUGAGUGAUUAAGUGUAUGUGCUGUGUGGUUUUGUAGCUCAAAGUGUAUUUAUACGAGUUAUGUAAUUGACACAGCUCACCUUCAGUACCAGCUCAGCACACAAGAGGGCGACGUUGCACAGAAAUGAAGUGGCAGCCUGAAUGCCUGAAAGAUGAUUGUGGAUUUUAAAAAAAAAUGAUGAAAGUGCUUCAGAGUGUUUUGAUACAGACAAAAAGUUUUCUAUCCUAAUUUUCCCCAGAAAAAGUCUAAAAUUAGAGCGAAGUCAUCCGAACACCUCCCUUUUUAUCCACUGAAUGCUCUGCACAUCGUCCAUACUACCUGCUUGAAUGUUUUAGCGCAAUUUCAGGGACCAAGUGUGAGUCGCUGCUGAUGACUCACCUGCUGUCAUAGCAAUGAAAUCUCUGUGAAGCUGUAUGUGAGGCAGUUUCUGCAUGUUCGUAUGUGUGUGUGGUUCAUAGGAGACAUUAUGAGUGUCGUUGCUGUGUUUGGUGUAUAUCUGUGCAGUUGUGCAUGUGAGUAGAUAUCAGAGUUUAUUUUCUUUCAGCAGAGGGGGUUGUUCACAUUUUUCGGCGGCCCCAUAAAGCUUCAGAAAGAUUAAGGACUUAAAGGGACACUUGGUAUUUUUGAAUCUGGAAAUAAUUUUCCCAUGUUUUUGUGUUUAAGUGACUAAUGGAGACAAAAGUUUUGGAUAGUGGUCCAGUACUGAGAGAGGCACCAUGGUGAAAUAGGCUGUAAUGUGAUCCCUAUGGGCAACUGUGCACCAACAGUUUACACCCACUAAGGCCCUGUAUACAUGUACACAGAUAUUUUUUAAAAUAGACAUUUUCCCCCUUCGUGUUAAAAAAUAAUUCUGUCCACAUGACCGUGACCAUGACAAAUGAUCUUUGUUCACAUUAGAAUGCAAAAACAACUUGAAACACUGCAGUCUACCUCAACACAAAGGUAGUAAAUGUUACCUUUUUCAAACCACCUACUGGAUCUACUGUUGAUUACCGAUCAAUUCAAGGAUGAAGUUACUCACUCAAACAUGCAAGUGAUGCCCUGGACAUGCAAAGUCUUGACAGGGUCUUAUUUAAAACUGUUGUGUCUGGUGGCCUUAAAAACAGUGCACGCUGAAGUGGAGCAAAAACAGCGGGUGCAGCAGAUGUCUCUGAUUGUCCAUGAAAUGGUGGAGCAACACCAAGUCUAAGGCCACGUUUACACGAAAAAUAUCCGCAAAAAUGACCAAAAGCACUGUAGUAUACACGCCAGGCCAGUAGUUGGCAGUGUGACUUUGUAAUGAAACAACACGUGCCUGCGCACAUGUGCUUCCUUCUACAGAGCGGUGAUGUAUAAACAAACAAAAUGGCAACCACAUGUGUGGUCUCCGUUUUCAGAGGAACUUAGCGUUUUUGGUUGAAAUCAUUGUCGUAUAAACAGGACCUAAGUGUAAACAAAGUGAUAACAGACUGGUAGUCGACCAUUGCUAUCGUCGUUUCUUGUGCUCCCUACACAUAGCAAUAAUAGACAUGGGUUAAUUGAAGAGAUUACAUCAGCAUUUUCUCAAACGCUCUGUUUCACACAUCCACACAUAACGUUAGCCGGAGUUUUAAAAAAUCUAAACUGUAGGUGCGUUUUAAAAAGUGAUCUAAAACUCAUGUGGACAAGAGGCCAAAACAAAGAGGAAAAUAUCAGUUUAUAAAAUGUCCAGACAGGAACUAAAUGUGCGUGUGUUUGCCACUGACAGGUUCAGAUUGUUAUUAUAGGUGUCUGACAACAUUACUGAAAGGACCAUACAGAGGAAUGAAAUGUUUUUCUUUACCUUUCGCUACGGUCUGUUGUGUGCAACCAAGUCUCACUCAAGGAGAAGUCUCGUUCUGAAAUCUUGCACACUUUUCCACAUUGUCAAACUCAGCUAAAUGUUCAGCCAUGACAUUGAAAAUCUACGCUUCCUUUACUCAAACACAGCAAACUCUUUGCGGUACUCCCCUCUCCAGCUUUCACUAAUAUUUCCACUGUUACCUUCUCCUUGAGUGAGACUGAGUCACAAUAACAAAGAGACCAGUGAAAGGCAAAGAAAAAUGUUUCAUUUCUCUGAAGGGUCCUUUCAGCAAUGUUGUCAGACACCUUUAUAACAAUCUGAGCCUGUCAGUGGUCAGUGGACAUAAAUUGAUGGUGCCCAAUUGCCUGCAGGGAUACACUGCAGCCUGUUUUGCUGCUGCCGGCUGCAGCGUUGUCUCUCAAUACUGGACCACUUUUAAAAACCUGUUGUCUCCAUUAGCCAGCUUAUGGUGUGUUCACACAAUUUCAUGUCACGUUACUCACACAUACAUGUGUUCUUGGGGGUUUGUUUUUUCAUUUUUGGAGUAGUUUGCGACUGGUGAAUAUUUGCUAUGCACAGCUAUGCUAACGGUUGUGCUAACUACCUGGGGAAGGCAGCUAACGGUUAACUUGCUUUGCAGUUAAGUACAACAGAUAGGUGGAAACAACCGAGGUGAACCCAGAGGCUAAACCAGCAUGAACCAAUAUGAAAACACUCAAUUAUUUUUCAUACUGUCAUGGCAGCACACUUCCACUUCACUCCUUGUUGUUUACGGGUCAUCCUUAUAUUCCCCGGGUCCUAUGUUCCCCGAUCGGGGAACAUAGGACCCUUUAAAAAAAAAGGGUCCUAUGUUCCCCGCUUUCCCCAAAAGGAAAUAUGUUCCCUGCUUUGUAUGGGACUGGGGAACAUAAAACCCUUUUUAAGAAAAAGGGUCCUAUGUCCUAUGCUGUUGCCGGGGAACAUAGGACCCUUUUGAGAAAAAGGGGUUAGGGUUAGGGGGUUAGGACCCUUUUUUAAAAAAAAGGGCCUAUGUUCCCUGGGUCCUUUUGGGGAACAGCAGGGAACAUAGAACCCUUAUUAUUAAAAAGGGUUCUAUGUUCCCCGGUCCCAUACAAAGCGGGGAACAUAGGACCCUUUUGGGGUCCCAUACAAAGCGGGGAACAUAGGACCCGGGGAACACAGAACCCGGGGAACAUAGGUACGCUCCCGUUGUUUACCUUCCAUAGUAGUAGACUAGCUUAGAUUCCUCAGAACAUUUUGCUAGGAAGCAACUGAACAAAAAAGCUUACACAAGUACCUUACCAUUUAGUCCUAUGGCUUUGCUCACUUGUCUCCGAGCCCUCUCCUUUUAUGUUUUGCCUCUGUACAUUUCUAACAUUGAGUGGUUGAGCUCUAGGUACCCGCAGACGGCGACAUUGUUUGUCCUCCAUUUUUGUUUCUCUGUGACGUCAGGAGAACCUCAACUAGAUCUCAACACUGAUAGAAUUUCACGACACAGUGUCACAUGAAUUUCUUGUUCAGUGUGAACACCAUCAGCCACAAAAACAUGUGAAAAUAGGGUCCAGGUUGAAAAAUCCCAAAGUUCCCCUUUAGUUGUGAGUGACGCUGUGCUCAGAGGAGCGGUUCACUGAGAAACGUCUUACAUGAUGUGCUGGAAAACUUUUUAUUUGAUGUGUUAGAAAUGAAUGCAGAUGUUAGAUGAGUGCACUUACUGUACAUCCUGAGCUGUAUAUAGCUAUAGUGUACAAAGUCUUCACCUGAUGAGUGUAACCAACAGCUGAUAUGAACAAACUAACCACUGGAUAGUAUUUUUGGUGAUGGAGUAUUCACACCUAGUGCCAUGAUCGCUCAUGAUGAUGAUUUUUUUGUUCCCGCUCCAGGUUCUGUGACUCAGCCGCCGUCUAAAGUGGCUGUGUGACUGUGUACUGCAAUAUCUAAGGAGACACCCAGCAACUAAUAAUCCCCUCUAGACUUUUAAAAAUGCCAUCGCACUGCAGCGAGACGCUCAGCUCAAUAAUCCUGUCUCUUUCAUAGGCUUAGAACUAAAGCUGCCCCCUCAGUCUACUGUUGUCCAAAUGCCACAUAUUCCCCCCCAGACACAUACUGUGUACCCGCUGUGAUUGCAUGUGCAGUGCAGCUCAGAUAACGUGUGAAUGGGACUAUACGGACAAUCCAACAAGAGACAAUGUUGUACAAAAACCCAAAGUGGCACUUGUAGAUAAUGUACAAUAUGUUCUUUUUUUAAUUUUGUACCAGCCAACCGCUGAUAUUUAUAACUAUUGCCUAUUUAUGUACAAAUUGUUCUUCCUGUACAUACUCAACAGUCAGUUGAAUUAAAAAUCUU